This is a messenger RNA of Leopardus geoffroyi (Geoffroy's cat), 4444 nucleotides long. It is a transcript of the gene TP53TG5, whose product is annotated as TP53 target 5. The record is from RefSeq and is a predicted model, not a curated record. The transcript has 6 exons. The coding region runs from base 3367 to 4116 and encodes 249 amino acids. NCBI's taxonomy places the organism in Eukaryota, Metazoa, Chordata, Mammalia, Carnivora, Felidae.
UAUCAUGUGAUUUCACUCAUAUGUGGAAUUUAAGAAACAAAACAGAUGAACAUAGGGGAAGGGAAGGAAAAAUAAGAUAAAAACAGAAAGGGAGACAAAUGAUAAGAGAUUCUAAAAUAUACAGAACAGACUCAAAGUUGCUGGUGGGGUGUUGGGUGGGGGGAUAGGCUAAACAAGCGAUGGGCAUUAAGGAGGGUGCUUGCUGGGAUGAGCACUGGGUGUUAUAUGUAAGUGAUGAAUCACUAAAUUCCUGAAAUCAUUAUUACGCUGUAUGUUAACUAACUUGGAUUUAAGUAAUAAUUAAUUAAUUAAUUUAAAAAAACUCAGCAGUAGACAAACAAUCCAAUUAGAAAAUGGACAAAAACCAGAUGUUUUAUCAAAGAGAAUACAGAAAUGGCAAAUAACACAAUAAAAUAUGUUCAGCAUCAAUAGCCAUGAGGGAAAUGCAAGUUAAAACCAUGAUGAGGUAUCACUACACACUUAUGAGAAUCAUUUUAAAAAAUAGUGACCAUAGUGGGGCGCCUGGGUGGCACAGUCAGUUAAGCAUCCAACUCUUGGUCUCGGCUCAGGUCGUGAUCUCACAGUUUGUGCGUUCCAGCCCCACAUUGGGCUCUGUGCUCAUGGCGUGCAGCCUGCCUGGGAUUCUGUCUCUCCUUCUCUCUGCCCCUCCCCUGCUUGUGCCCUCUGUCUUCUCUCAAAAUACAUAAAUAAACUUUAAAAAGUUUUAAUAAAUAAAAAUAAAAAAUAGGAACCAUACCAAAAGCAGAUCAGGAUGCAGAAAAAACUGAUCAUUCAUACGUUGCUGGUGAGAAUGUAAAAUAAUAUAGUCACUCUGGAAAAUAGUUUGUGUCUUCUUAGAAAACUAAACAGACACUAGCAAUCGCACUCCUUAUGGAGAAAUGAAAACGAUGUCCAUACAAAAACCCAUACAUGAAUGUUCACAGCAGCUUUACUUGUAAUAGCUCUAAAUUAGAAACAACUCGAAUGUUCUUCAGUAAGGGAAUGGUUAAAUAAACUGUGGUACAUUCUAUACUCUGGAAUAAAACUCAACAACAAAAAACCCAAACUAUUGAUACAUGCAAUAACUGAGUGGAUGUUGAGGGCAUUCUUCUGAGUGAAAAAAAAACGCCAAACUUGAGCCUGAGCAGGCAGAGGAGCCAGGAGUAGUGGGGUGGACAGAAGGGAGAGGGGAGAGCGAGUGUCCUUCACAGCUUCCCUCUCAAGCCACCUCCAGGUUUCUGGCCUGGGUCACAGCAUGUUAACCUCCCCCCUUCGCCCUAAUAAUAAAGGACGUUGACAUGCACGAAGUUGUUCUGCAGCCUAGGCUUGGUCCAUCACCCCUAAAAGGCAGAGCUAAGCACCCUCUACGCACGUGUCUCCGCCCUAGAGGCGGUGUAUUGGAGAGUGGUUCUCACACUCGGCUGGGUAUCAGACCGGCCGGCUGAAUGGGGUGGUGCCCGGGGAAGCUGUGUUCCACAGGCUCUUCCAAUUCCUGAUGUGGCCAGCUAGGCAGAUCCUUCAGAGCAGCCCUCAUCUCUCCCUGCUCUUCACCACAGCCCUUCCCUGUCCUCAUCUCCUGCCGCCACUAGUCUCCCCUUCUCUCACCUCCUUCGGGCCCUUGCUCACAUCUCAUCUGGUCAGUGAAUGCUUCCCGUUCCAUCCAUUUUAAUAUGGCAAACAUUCUGCCUUUGCUCUCCCACUGCCCUCUGCCCUGUUUACUUUUCUUCCCACACUUAUUUCCCUCUGACAGGACAGUGGUGUGCUGGAACUGACUCAUAAGAGCUUGCAAAAGCCUAUUACACUCUUACAAGCUCUGCUGGCUGGUUGUUACGCCUAGCCAUCAUUAAAAAUCAAAUUACACAAACUUAAUUAAAUUAAUGAUAUUAAAAACAAAGGCAAAAAAUGCUCAAACUCAUCACUUCGUAAUUGUUUGCUACCUUUUGCUAUUUAUUAUCUAUGUUCUUGAGAGUCUUCACUGUUGUGGAAAUAUAUAAUCAUAUGCAACUAUGCAUUUCCAUUCAAUUCUCUAUUCAGUGACAUCUCAUUGGUAGCUUGAAUUCAGCCCUGGUAGGAGUAUUCACACCCAAACAUAGGUACGUUAUAAAUCAGGUUUAUUAUUUUGUCGAUUGUCUGCACCAGGGGUUGAUCAUGGCCCAAAUCCAGCCCAACUACUUUUGUAAAUAAAGUUUUAUUGCAACACAGCCAUGCCUACUCAUUUGCAUACUAUCUGUGGCUGCUUUCACCCUACAAUAGCAGAGCUGAGCAGGUACAAUUAUAUGGCCUGCAAAGCUUGACCUGUUUACUAUCUUGCCCUUUACAGAAGAAACUUGCCCACCCAUGGUCUAGCCUUAACAUCUAACGGAGGAGAUGUUAAUAAUGCAAUUAAAUGUAAACACAUAUGUCCUGUCUCUAGCUACUACAUUGUAAACAGCACACACACCAAAAAAAAUUGAGAAAACAUACUGCCGGUAUUUGAAAACUGAUCCAAUACAGCAAAUAAGUCGAUAUGUCAUUGGUGAAUAAGUGAAAUUCCAACAUUUUAUUCUUUCACUUUUUUACUUUCUUCCUCCUGAAAAUGUCAACAUUUAUGUUGGAGCUACAUUUGUUCAUCCAUAACAACCAUAGAUUGGCUAUGGAUAGGAGUUAGGCAAGACCCAGGAAAAGCAUACUGUUAAGAAUGAACUGGCUCUUUGGAAUUUACAAUAAAGAGUAUUGUAGAAUUUUAUUAUUUUAUAUUUGUAUCGGUAAAACUUAUAAUACACACACAUAGGUAAACACAUUUUUCUUUACAAGCACGCGUACUGUUUUGUUUCCCCUCCAGCAGAACGUAAACUCCUUGAGAGGAAGAAUGUUCUUUUAUCCCAGUGCUUAGAACAACACCUGACAUGUAGCACGUGCACAGUCAACAUAGGACGGGAGAGAACAGAUGAGCAUAGUUGGGAACCCCUGGUUUCAUGCAUUGACUGUCAGACCUUCAAUUUCCAGCUCCACCAUUAUCCACAUGUGUGGCCUUGAGUAAAUUAUUUAACCCCUUUGAGACCUGGCUUCUUUAUUUAAAAAGAGGAGACAAUUCUCUUACCUCACAGGGAGGUAAGAGAACGCCUCUACCUGGCACCUACUAGGGUUUUCCACAAAUGGGAGUUUCCUCCUCACCCUCCACCCCUGCCACACACAUACUCCUUGGAGACUCAGCUCUGCUGCUGUCACAAAUUUCAGUGAUGUCACAGCCCCCCUCCCUGGAAGCUCCAGCACAGCCCUCCUGACAGCCAGCCUGAGUGCUGGCCGAACUGAGAGGGGCAGGGUGCAGGUGGUGCCUGAUUCCAGUCUUGCCCCAGAUAUCUGUCUUUGAGGCCUCACGGCCCCAGUAUGAGUCCAUCAGCAAGGAAAAGGCCCAAGGAUAGAAUGGUUUCCAAGCUACAAGAUGAAGAACCACAGGACAAGAUACCGCAACCUGUCAGCAAAGCAAUUAGGCGGAACCGACUUAAGAUGGUAUUAAAAAACUUGUCGCUCUUGAAGCUGCUCAAGAGCUCAAACCCCCGGAUCCAAGAACUGCAUAACUUGGCCAAAAGGUGUUGGAAUUCGUUGCUCAGAGUUCCGAAGAUCCUUGGGAUCUCCACCAGGAGCAGUAAUGUCUGCGAUAGAGUGGAACAAGAUAAUGAAGAGCUCCAAGAGGCUGGGUGCCCCGAGAAGACACUGGAAUCCAAGAAAUUACAGUCCACAGGGGAGCUCAAGCAGGGGUUGGGGGAGAGGAACAAGGCACAGGAAUCACCUGCAGCAGUGCUCCAGGGCAAAGAGCAGAUGAAGCCUGAGCUCCCACAGACAUCGAAGGAUCAUGGCCUAACCGCUUUCCCUGGAGCCCAGGGAAGGCAAUCACCUAAAGGAAAACCCCGCGUCAUCUUCCUGAAGACCUACCAGCACAAAACUCCCAUGGGGGACAAGCAGCAGCUGGAGGCAGCUGACCAGUGGAUCUGGUUUGAGGGGUUGCCCACCCGAAUCCACCUCCCCGGGCCUCGGGUGAUGUGCAGGUCGUCCACCCUGCGCUGGGUCAAGCGCUGCUGCACGCGCUUCUGCUCUGCGUCACUCGAGCUGCCCAUGUGCCAUCCGUACAGAGUGUGACGACACCACUGCCAGGCCGGGGUGGUGUGACCUUGGACAGGAGCCAGAGGUGUGACAACGGAGACGGCAGACGGCAGACGGCGCAAUCAUCUGAGCGGGAGGGAUGGGCGGGAAAAUUCACGAGUGUACAAAUAAAAUCUCCCAUAGGGACUGAAGAAUAUUACCGCCAGUUCUUCCUGUUUGGGGCUGGAAAGGAUGGAGGAAAGAGGCCCUCGGCGGAGCUGGCCUCUCGAAGGAUGCAUUCUAUGAAGUCACAGAAAGGGAACAUCUGUCAGGUGCUUUCUGGGUGACCGGUACCUCACAAUGGCCCUGCAAGCCAAGGAGAUGA